AUGGGCCCUGUGUCCAGAAAGCAGACGCUGCUGCCCCGCCUCCCCAGGACUUCACUGGGGCCGCCAGGGGACGAGGUCCCCCGGAGGAAGGCAGCCCAGCCGCGGGCGCUCAUUGGCCACGGCGCGGCCGCAUCAGUCCCCGGGGGCGGGGCGCGGGCCGCAUUGUCUGGUCCGGGGCCGGCCGGACGCCCCGCGGGCCGGACCCGGGCCACCCCGGGCUGGAAGGGGGCUGGCGCCGGCCUCCCGAAGGGCUGCGUGCGCGGCCUCGGCCGGGCUGCCGAGGAGGCGCAGGCCGCGCGGCCCUGGCGGCCGCAGGGCAUUCGAGGCCGCUGCGAGUGCCACGUCUCCAGGAACCCACUCCUUCCGCCGGGACGCACCCCUUCCCCCGCGCGGGCCCCGACCCCUGAAGCUGUGGAUGGCUCCGACCCUGCCGAGGGCGGGAUCGCCGCCAGCACGCUGAGUCCCCAGCCGGCCUGCGCCUUCGGACCCCGCGGGGGGCGAGGGGCGCUCCUUGGGGAGCGCGCUCCGGUGUCCCCCGCCACCCCGAUCCCGGCCUGCGCUGCAGGGGGCGGCCCCCCGCGCUUGGGAGGGAGCGGCAGCCGCGCGGCACAUCUCUCGCUGACAGCUCACCCCGCCCUGAGAACUGCCCUGGGGUCCAGUGCCAUCAGUGAUGGUGUCAACUCAGAGCUUCUGUCCAUGGACCGCAAUUGCUCCUCCUCAGCAUGGCUGACAGUGGGGUUGUCCACAGCGUCCCAGCAGGACCAGAAGAACCUCCUCUACACGCUCUUCAGCCUGUUUCACUCUGUCUCCAAAGCUGAGCGGAAGCGGCUCACGGUGUUAAUACACUUAGCCUACCCAGACCUCGCUGGGCUCAGGGACACCGUGGCGCACAUAUCAAGACUCUUCAGUCCCCAAAUCCUGGCAGGGCAGCUGCUGGUGAUCCACGCCCCAGAGGAAGUCUACCCGGCCGUGGAUAAGCAGGACUGGGACUACGGUGGGCAGGAAUACUCCAAGCAGAAUGUGGCCCAUGCCUUCCUCAUGAGUUUUGCCAAGAACCUCUCCAGCUACUUCCUGUUAUUGGGAGACAACGUCUUCUGUGCUCCCAACUUCAUCACGCACAUUCACUCCAAGGUGACUGCCUUGAAGUUCUAUCCUUGGGCGCUGCUGGAGUUCUCCAACAUGGGCUUCCUGGGCAAGCUCUUCCGCAGCAGGGACCUCCCACUCUUGGCCCACUUUCUGCUGCUCUUCCACAAAGAGAAACCACUAGACAGGAUGAUCUCUCACUUCCGCUCCCUCCUCGGCCAGGAUGACCCCAUCCUCAGCCAGCCCUUCCUCUUCUACCACAGGGUAUACCACCCCACUACUGGCAAUGAAGCGGUUCCCAAACAUAGCCCUCCCGACAGGCCCAACAACCCACCUGCAGCUGUCUACACCAAUAUGAAGGUGUUCACCGUCCACUUCCCCUGGGAGGCCUACACUCUGGACGAGUCAUUCUUCUGGACCUACAACGUGAGCGUGGAGAACCACCUGACUGUGAUAUUGAACCACCCAGCAAACCUGAGCAGGGUGCAGGUGCUGACGGGCUCCAUUGUGGACGGGGCGAACGCCCUGGAGCAGGGGCAGGUGGAGCUGGGAUAUAACCCCUUGGGGACACCUCAGUACUGCACCAGCUUCACCCUGCUGGGCCACCUCCUGGAAGGGCAGAUGGACCAGAAGAUAUUCGGGAGGCGUAUGGGGUAUGAAGUGAGUUGUGUGAGGCUGGUGGUGAAGCUCUCUCAGCUGGGUGGUCUCAUGGUCAGGCACAUCAACCUCUGGGAGGAAAAAUCCCAACUACCAACACCCUGAUGGGGAGUCA
This is a messenger RNA of Ochotona curzoniae (black-lipped pika), 1855 nucleotides long. Its product is annotated as alpha-1,3-mannosyl-glycoprotein 4-beta-N-acetylglucosaminyltransferase-like protein MGAT4E. NCBI's taxonomy places the organism in Eukaryota, Metazoa, Chordata, Mammalia, Lagomorpha, Ochotonidae. The record is from RefSeq and is a predicted model, not a curated record. Bases 1 to 1845 code for a protein of 614 amino acids. Gene Ontology annotation, biological process: protein N-linked glycosylation. Gene Ontology annotation, molecular function: acetylglucosaminyltransferase activity. The transcript has 4 exons.